Molecule: messenger RNA, 2660 nt
Organism: Poeciliopsis prolifica (blackstripe livebearer)
Lineage: Eukaryota; Metazoa; Chordata; Actinopteri; Cyprinodontiformes; Poeciliidae
Gene: trim16
Product: tripartite motif containing 16
Exons: 6
Coding region: 25-1932 (635 amino acids)
Molecular function (GO): protein binding; zinc ion binding
Source: RefSeq, a predicted model, not a curated record
GUUGGGAGAGACGCAGGCAGAGACAUGGCAGAACCAGCAGUGGUGGAACUAGCUCCUGCUCCCAAACAGCAGAACCUGUGCGGGGUCUGCUCAGGUGAAGUGAGCGACUGUAAGCCCACAGCUUGUGGUCACUCCGUCUGUGUUUCCUGUCAAGAAGACAAAACCAAAGGAUGUCCAAAGUGCCUUCAGAGUCCUGCUGUCAAACCAGCUCCUGACAAUGGGCCUAAGCAAAAUGGAACAGCUGCUGCUUCUCCUGAGAAAACCAAAGAAGAACAAAGUCAAGACCCAAAAACUGUGGAGGAAGUCAAAGGGCAGGGAGAGCUGAUGGAGUCUGAGGGUCCCAAAGCCCCGGUAGAGAGUGAGACAAAGUCAGAGCCACAGUCAGACCAGGGGACAGAACCAGAGGAAGCUAAGGAGGAGCCAUUGGGUCCCGAUGAUGUAGUAUGUGACUCCUGCAUCGAAACCCCCUGCAGGGCUUUGAAGUCCUGUCUCACCUGUAUGGUGUCCUACUGCGAGGCCCACCUCCGGCCUCACCUGGAGAACCCAAAGUUUCAGAACCACAGGUUGGUGGAGCCACUAAGGGACAUUGAGCGGCGCACCUGUGAGAGUCACAAGUGGCCCUUGGAGCUUUUCUGCUGUGCUGAUUCCUGCUGCAUCUGUCAAGACUGUUUAAAAGAAGAGCACCGAGGUCACAAGACAGCCCCUGUGGAGGAGGCCAGGAGACAGAUAGAGAAAGAGCUGAGGGAGAAACAAACACAGAUGGUAAAGAUGGUUACAGCAGGAGAUAACGCCAUCGACAAACUCCAAGACAACAGAGUUUCUAUAGAGCAAUCAGUGACAAAGGUACGAUCUGUGAUCGAGACCCAGUUCCAAGGGCUUCAAGUGAUGGUGGAGAAGGCCAAGAAGGAGGUGACGGAGAUCCUGGAGGCUGAGGAGAGCCAGGCGCUGAAGCAAGCUGAUGGCAUCCAGGUUCACCUGGAGCAGAGGUGCACAGAGCUGAAAAAAGUUCAAGCCCAAACGGAGAAACUGUCCAAAAGUAAAAAUGAUGUAGACUUCCUGCAGGAAUAUGCUGAGUGGAAGAAAGAAGCCACUGAUAAUUCUCUAUCUGGUAUCUAUGUUGGCCUGGAAGAUCGUUUGGACUCCUUCAGUCAGGUGAUCCAGGAGUCCACAAGCAACCUUUGUGACAUGCUGGUCUCAUACAUUCAGAAAGUCAAGGAAAAAUGCAACAGUGAUGAAAUAGGAAUAAAGAUAACCGUUCAAACGAAUACUGCAGCCAAGCAUGACGUAUCCAAACCUGACCCACAGACACGUGCUGAGUUCCUCCAGUAUGCCGCUCAAGUAAGUUUCGAUGCUAACACGGCCCACAAAUUCCUCCGCCUGACUGAGGAAAACACAAAGGUGACCAACACCACGCCCUGGCAGCAUCCUUAUCCCGAUGUUCCAGAACGCUUUGAGCACCAUCGGCAGGUCCUGGCUGCUGAAAGCUUCUAUGUAGGUCGCCACUACUUUGAGGCUGAUGUUAGUGGUGAAGGCACGCAUGUCGGGGUCACAUACAAGAGCAUUGACCGGAAGGGGGAUGAGAGCAGCAGCUGCAUUACAGGAAACGCAUUCUCUUGGUGUCUCCAGUGGAACGGGCGAACCUACUCAGCGUGGCACAGCGACGAGGAGACGCCACUGAACGUGGAGAAGUUCACUCGAAUUGGUGUUUAUGUUGACUUUUCCCAAGGCCUUCUUUCUUUCUAUGGAGUGGACAAUACCAUGACACUCCUUCACCAGUAUCAGGCCCAGUUUCUAGAGCCACUUUAUCCGGCUUUCUUCUUGCCCAAGAAAGAGAAUAUUGUAGUUCUGGUGGCUCCUGGGGAACCGUUACCGCUGAAAAGCCCCUCUCCCCUUACUUCACCAGAAGAUGGACCCUUUGUUGCACAAUCCUAAACAAUAAGAGCUUGAAAAACUGAAGUGUUACAUCAUUACAUCUGUAAAAGGGAAAUGUGGAAAUUUUUUGACAUGUUCAACUUGUUUGCUUAGUUGUGGCUUUGGGACUACUGUUACUGGAAAAUGUUCUGUUAUUGUUCUGCAUGGAAAUAAAAAUGUGUUUAAGUUUGUAGUAAAGUAAGUCUUUGUUUACAGAGAUCAGUUUUCCAGCUUAACUUGUUUAUAUCUAUAAACAAACAAGCUUCACAUCAUGUUCCACUAACAUGACAAACACUGGUCUGAACCAUCUCAGCUUUGCCUCUUUGACACAAUACAUCACAGCGGUUAUCAAUACCAAGUUGUAAACCUUCCUUUUAGUCCUUCUGUCACAAAUCAUUCUUAACACUUGUCCCUAUCAACACUGCUUUGCCCUUCUCAUUCAUUCAAACAUAUUCAUCUUCAGUACAAGUGCUACUUGUAGCUUCACUGUUCUACUUGUUUCUCUCUUUCUCACAUAUACCUACUCUGUCGUGCUCCAUGCUGUCUCUGAUCUUUAUUCCCAGUAUUCCUCUAUCUCUCCAAAUUUCUAUAGCUGCAUCAUCCAAAGCAUGGUGACCAACUGCAGUGCAGUUACAGAUGCACCCCUAACAUCACAAAUGAAUGUCAAAUUGAUGUCAAAGCUAUUACAUAGAUAAAAUAAAUAUUUUUCUUCUUUUGUAAAAAUGGUAUGUAAUGCAUUUUUUUUUACG